AUUACAGCAACAUCUUCAAAUUUUCACAUGGCUGACAAUGAUCGGAGAUGGACAAACGACUGCUAGAAUAUUUACAAGGGAAAAUAUCUUUCUCAGAAUGGCUUGAUGGGGCGACAUCUGCACAACAAGCAGCAGUUUCUAUUCGUGGUCCAACCCUCUCUUCCACAUUGCCAUCGAAUUCAGCCGGAUCGACUGGAUUUGAGAUUUCACAAACCACGUCAACUCUUGUUAGAUCGAAUGAGUCCCAGGUACAAACAGGACCUCAAGACAGUGCCCAAAAUUUUGGACAAUCAUUCAAAGUUCUUGGAACAAAGUACGGCUCCCUUGAUGAAUUUGACCUCGCCCCAUCUCCUUCGACGAGUAAUUUUGCAGAAGAUGGCGGCUGGGAAGACAGUGAUGACGAAGAAGAAGAUGAUGAAAGCCAAGGGGCCUGGCCUAUUGCAGAGGAAGCUUCAGGCAGUUUAUUGAUAGAUGGCUUUGAAUCUUCAGAAGGAAGAGGAAAGAUACCAACAUUUUCCAUUCCUAGUCUACCUCCGCUCACAGAAGGUGCUCCACUUUCCGAGCCCUUUCAAAAUCUGCAGAUUUUUGUUAAAAAACUUUCUGAAACUUUGGAAGAAGUUUCUAAAACAACUGAAAUAGGCAAAGAAGAUCCAUCGGUUACCAAGGUUUUCGCUGACUUCAUCUUCCCAAAGCAACGAAGGCUCAGAAAAAGUGGCCCUUCUUCACACAAGUUACGAGAAGAUCUAAGACAACAGAUGGGGAUGGCCAACCUUUUUCUAGCAAAAGGACAAAUUGACGAUGCUAUUGAAGUGUGUAUGGAAAUCAUACGACAAGCUCCUCAUAACCCUCACGCGUUUAAAACCUUAUCUGUAAUUUAUGACGAGAAAGGCGAUGCCGAAAAGGCUUUGCAGUAUGCUCUGAUAUCUGCAUUCCUUGGUUCUCGUGACCCACACGAAUGGAGAGACCUUGCCAUCCGAUGUCUUCAAUCUGGAAGUCGCAAGCAAGCACUGAUUUGCUAUAACAAUGGUUGCAAGGUUGCUCGUCACAAUGUCGUUCUUCAAUGGGAGCGUGCUGCUCUUAUAUUUGAAGAGGGUGACUUCAAGAGAGCACUAGAGUGUUACAACACUAUUCUUAAGAUUUUAACUUUUGUCGACGGUGCUAAGAUGAUUGAAUUCGGGAAGGAAAUGGCACAGAUCCACCAUUUUGCUGAUAACGCUGAGAAAGCCAUUGAGAUACUUGAGUUAAUGUUUGCAAAAUACCCUGAUUAUGUCGAUUUUGAAGGUAUAAACAUGCUAGCCGAGCUUCAUAUAUCUGCUAAAAAUUUUGAAAGAAGUCUGCAGGUUGUUUGUAAGCACGCUGGAGUAAAAAUUCCGGCUUCGAUUUUGUCAGCAUCAGACAAAACUGAAGAAUCAUUUGCAGAGAAUGUCGAAGAGACCUCCGAUGUCAAGCUACCUCCGAAAAUGAUAGAAUCCAUCAACAGCCUUUUGGAAACAAAGCAAAUCGAAAGCACAAAUGUUGAGUUUACCACUCAGUUUGCUAAGUCUCUUGUCCAAGAAACCCAGCCUGUGCGUGAAAAUCCUGAUUUGUCCACAGUCCCUCCUUCGUGGACCGAGUUUUUGCUUUCGCCGUCGAAGAACGCUCAAGCGGAGGAAGAGGGGCGGCAAACAGAGUUGGUUGACCUUGAUAAGGUAAGCAAGGAAGUGAUGAAAGAGAAGAUGGCGGAUAAGGCUGAUGUCAGCGCAAAACGUGACAACGAUCAAUGGAAUAUUCCAGACCACGUGCCUAUCGACAUUCGAGUGAAGAUUGCUGUGAGUGCCAUCGAACUGAAAGUUUGUUUUGACGUCCAGCGCGUUCUUUGCCCGUUAUUUAAAGAAUCUUUAGAAGACGUUGGGGACUUGUAUUUGGAUGUUUCUGAAGCAUACAUCAAUGUUGGAAGAUGUGAAGACGCAAUUUGGUACCUUGAAGAGCUUAUCGCGUCGGAAAAGUAUUGUAAAGCUGCAGUGUGGCUAAAACUUGCCGAAUGCCGACAUGCAGUCGGAAAGCUAUCCGAGGCAGCCGAUGCAUAUUAUAAAGUGCUAGAAUUGGCUCCCAACCAAUUAGGUGUGACGCUUGAGCUUGCCAAUUUAUGCCGUCGACUAGGCCGUACUGAAGAAGCUCGCAGUAUCUUGGCAGGAUCUAGCACAGAUGAAACAAUGGAUGAAAACAGUUCUCAAUGCAUCGUAGAGAUAACUAAAAAAGACGAUUUCAAACUUUGGUAUCAAAAAUGCUUAUUGUUGCAUGGACAAGGUCAAACUGAAAGCUUGGCUGAGAAUGGUUAUAUAUUCUUUGUCAACUAUUUUAAGUCCGCAGCAAUUUCAAGGGAAGAUGGUCUUAGCAAGGCUUUUGUCUGGGAACUUUUGUUAAAGGUGAUCAAAGCCAUGGUUUCGCUGGAGCAGUAUAGCAAAGCAUGCGAAAUUAUCGACAAAUCUGCUUCGUUUCGCUCAUUCAGCGAAAACAAAAGAUAUCGAUGUGAGCUCGACUUUCUUAGCGCAACAACAAAUUUUCUUGCAAGGGACUACCUAAAGGCUUUCGAUGCGUUCCGCUGGGCGUUGUUGCGCUCAGAAAAGAGAGGACUAAACAGCACAGCUAUGUGGAACUUUUUCUCUCGAAUCACCAAUAACAUGCCUGAUAGAAAAGGUCACAAAUAUGUCCUUCGGCAGCUUUUUAAGCAUCCAGCUAUACUGCCUUUGAUUAUUGUCAACGGGCAUAAUACUUUCCUUUGUGGCAGCUACAAAUACGCACUCGGAGAAUACAUCCGCGCAUUCCGUAUGAAGCCAAGAGAUCCAAUGCUUAGCUUGUGCAUCGGCAUCACGUACUUGCAUUUGGCAUGCCAAAGAUUCACCAAACAUAGGCAUACUAGUGUACUGCAGGGUAUUGCAUUUAUGCUGCAAUAUUACAAUAUGCGUGGAAGAUGUCAGGAGGCAUGUUACAAUUUGGCACGGGCAUUUCAUCAAGUUGGUUUGGUUCACUUCUCUGUUAUGUUUUACAACAAAGCCCUAAAUUUUCCACUUAAAGAAGAUCAGUAUUCUGAGUUCAGUGAUCUCCAUAGAGAGGCUGCCUAUAACCUCGCUCUGAUUUACAAAAACAGCGGCAAUGACGAUCUGGCACGAAGAACGCUGUGUAAAUACAUUUGGGUGUAGAGGUUUUUACGCGCAUUAGCUAUUUAUGAAUUAUGUAUACACUUUUCUAUAUUUUCAUGAAAACGUACAUCAAGCAAAGUUUUAUUUUUCAUCAAACUUCCUCAAAAAGCGGUAGCCCCUACGACUUGAUAUUCCGAUAACUUGAGGCAUUUGAUCCCAGCAAACAUCUUGAUAUAAAAUUUCAAUUAAUUCUAUGCAUCAUAUUAUUUCCUCGCUUGGGGAAUGUGUCGCAGCCCCUAGGGAAAAAGAUUAACGUAUUCCUCAAGGGGCAAAUCAUACCUCUUGAAUGUAUCGUACACCCUUCAUGGAAGUCCUAUUGUUUCAUUUGAAUUUUUGGAAAUCCUUUUGUUUUCGGAAAUCCAUUUAUUUUUUAAAUCCCUGUUUGUACGAGUGUAUUGUCCCUUGGCAUUCCAAAUCCUAAUUGGUCCUAAUAAAGCCGCAUAAGGGUUCCUUUAAUAGAUAUUUUUCACUCCGAUCACCGCCCUCGAUUUACAUUGAAAUACACUGUAAGCUUGCUCUUUGUAGCAAUUAAUGGGUGCUCUCCCCCCUUCUUUGACUAUGGCUGCUGAUGCAUUUUACAUUUUAGUGGGCUACACUCAUUUUUUUAUUAUAAGAAACAAAGGUUGAUGUUGAGUACUCCAGUUUCUUAAUGUUCUGGAAAUUUCAAUACUCAUUGUUUCUUAAGAGUUUCUUAAUCAUGAUGUCAUGAAUGAUGUUAUGAAAUGUUCGUGACCUUUUUUUAUCACGUCAAGAGAUUCGCUUCCGUUCUGAUGCUGUAUUUAGAUAUGGAAAGUAUAUUUUAUCCCUUACAAGUUCUAGGCCAACAGGGCAAUAACGUUCUUGGAUUUUACAAAAUUUCGUUGUUCUCAGUUUUAUCACGAUUUCAUAGUUUCUUAAUUUUUUUCUUCGAGUACUGGAGUUUCUUAAUUUUUUCUGACGUGAGUUCAUCACUGUUAAUUAUGUGAAUACAUUAAGUACAAACAUUUUCGGCGUGACACACUUUCGGACAAAUCUUUGUCCGAAAAUUUAUUGGUACAAAAUUUAGAGUCAUCCGAAAGUUUAUCACGCCAAAAAUUUUUAUAUGAAUCACCAUGUAUAUUGACUGAAAGAAAGUCUACAUUUUUUAAACAUGAGUGUCUGCAAAAUUUUUGGAAACAGUCGUCCUUCAAAGCUAAUUGGGACAUCAGUACAAGGAAAGAACAUGGUUCUCAUCUUCUAUCAAAAAGUCACCCUCACUUUCUCUAUCUCCUUUCUCCGUCGUAUCUGACUCGACAGUAUCAAUACCUUUGAAAAAUUACUUAUCAUAACUUCAGCUAGAAGCGAGCAAGUAGACUCGAAUCGGCUAAGCACCCCAAUUUGAGAAAAUACUAUUGUUAGGCUAUUCUAUGUUACAUCUUGUGGCUUUAGCGCCUUUGUUGUUACUUCAGUUCUCCAGGCCUCGGGCUUGGCAAGAAGAUAUGAGCAGAUACACCUUUUAACAAGAGACAGAUAGCAAUGAACGUGAAAAAGAAAAUUACAUCGUGUUUCCUUUUCUAUGUUUUUUAUAAACUUUGACCUUGGAAAGAGACUUUGCCUGAGUUGGCAGUUUUUAAAAGAAAGUAAGGAGUUGAGCCGGUUCGAUGCUUAAAGUUUAGCCAGUUCUCCAGUUCGCCCGUUUGCCGGUUCGAUACACCGUCACGAUUUCUCAAAAAAUAUCUAGGUUAUCUUUCAGCACAAUUUAAACAUCUUUUUUUAUGUGGUUGGUAAAAAAAACGUGCAAAAUAGGCCUAGAUCUAGCCGCGAGGCAAGUUUGUUGUCAUAUGAUUGGUCAGUAUGGUAUGGAAACUAUAGAUCUCUCAGCCAACCACUGACAACCCCUUGCAUGUCUAGAUUUUUUCAAAUAAUUCUGUAAAAAUACAUUUGAUUACAAUCAAUAGCAUCGUAAUAUUUUAUUACAUUUAAGGGUGUUCUCAAACUUCAGUAAGACUUUGUAGUUUCUAUUUCAAGUUAACAUAACAGAUGUUGGAUAAGUUGAUUGGUAAAAACAAGAUAACCAUUCAAACACGUCUUUCUUCCUCUCACGUUACUUUCAAUCCACACCUGGAUAUAAAUUUUCUGCUUACUUUCGGUCAUUAUCCAAUAUUUAUACUCUGAAGAGUGUCGGACGAAAAGUGCAUUAGUAUGCUAUGUUUCCAGUAUUUUGUGCAAUCUUCAAAUUUCAAGUUGAGACCAAUCAUCUCAUAAAAAAACAGAGAGCACUACUCUGCGGAGGUGCUACUCUGCGGAGGUGCUACUCUGCGGAGGUACUGAAUUUUCUGGAGGUGCUACUCUGCGAAUGGUGCUGAAAUAUUCACUACAUUGCGAAGGUGCUGAAUUUUCCUUUAAAGUUACAUUCCUGAAUUUGUUACUUGCCUGAGCAAUAUCUUCCCUAUAAGAGGCAACCCUAACUCAUUUUUGGGGGCAGCUUAGAAGCUGUUGGAUUCCAAAUACCCUCUUAAUAGCCAUGGGUAUUGAAAAACAAACAAAAGGGUCUAAGCAACCAUGCAUAAUUGAAAUGUGAUCUUACGGCAGACAUAAAAAAAGUUCCAGUAGGAGAAGGUUGACGCUCAUCAUCUAAGGACACAACAAUGAAAGGUCGAUUCAGUAGCAUGCAAAGAAGCACCAGCAAAACAUGAAAAUGUUUUAAUCUGAGGAGCACUGGCAACAACAAUUCCAAAAGGAGAAUUUUGUAAGUGCAACAAUCCCAUUGCUGACCCGAUAAACUUAUAAAACGUGAUAUUUCAUUAACCACGAUACUGAACAAUUUUACUGUACUAGGGCCACUCAUCUGCAAAAAAGUUCAUGCUUAGGCAAUGCACAAGUACCCGAGCUACCAGCAGCAUCAGGGAUAACGAAAAAUAUUAAGAGCAAAAUAAACUGUGCCCAAUUAUCAAGCAAACUGAGCAUAAUGGACCAUUUUUUAGACAGAACAAGACAAAAGCUUUGCAAGACAAGAAAAUUCUUACUACCACAACAACUAGGCCCCCUCAAAAAUAGUCUUACAAUGUUUAACGAGCCGUUCUACACAGUCUCUACAUAAAGGCCUAAUUCCAAAAAAAAGACUUUCAAGAAAAAAUGCAACGAAAACAUUGUAGCAGCAGCAUUUCUGUAUAGUUUAAAACAAGAACUUUCAUUUUAACGAUAA
Messenger RNA from Rhopilema esculentum, 6342 nucleotides. Its product is annotated as general transcription factor 3C polypeptide 3. Gene Ontology annotation, biological process: transcription by RNA polymerase III. Lineage: Eukaryota; Metazoa; Cnidaria; Scyphozoa; Rhizostomeae; Rhizostomatidae. Gene Ontology annotation, molecular function: protein binding. Gene Ontology annotation, cellular component: transcription factor TFIIIC complex. The record is from RefSeq and is a predicted model, not a curated record.